AUGGAGAAGAAACGGCCAAAUAGAAAAAAAGGACAGCCAGGCCCGUCUUCAUCAGAUGUAAAAUUACCUAAAUUACCAAAAAUAUCUAUGCCAGAAGAUUUCAAAAUACGAACUCGUCCCUUGUUUUCGUUGCCUGAGGAAGUUCUCAAACUACCCCCACCAACAUCAAAAGCAGCGAAAUUGCAAGCUGCUAAAGCAGCGCCUAGAAGAAAAUCCAGUGUAAUGCAGAGCUACACAGCUAUGCGUAAGGCUAGAGAGGAAUUUAGGGCAAAACUCAUGAAUUUAAUCUGCCAGUCUCAACCCGGUGAGGAUGGUGACACGAUUCCCUCCGGUGAAGAGAAAAACAUGUUACGAUACUAUUAUUAUCUCAGAUAUGGAAUAGACACUAUACAUGUUGCACCGUUGGAUAAUAAAAUUAUAUUACGAGUACAUAACUUAAUAUCGAUGAAGUUGAAGAAAUGGAAGGAAACACUGUUCACAUGUACCGACGAGAUGCGCGAGGACUUUAUGAUGAGCAUGAAGAAGGCUAUUGUAGACUUUGUCUUAAAAGAUCCUAAUAGGGAAGAAUCUUUAGAAGAAGAUGAUACUCCUUUAAAGCAAGAAUUAGCUAAUAAGGACGAUGCAUGGAGGAAUCGGUACGCUGUCGCUAGAAAAUACUUGAGAAGGAAUCUACACACUGUUAAUUAUUGUAUAGCGCAAGUACUACAGAUCUGGUGGAAGCAGUUCAAUGAUUUACGACUGAUCAGUAUGAAAGACAUAAUGACUACAAACGAAGCGUAUGAACUUCAGGACUUUUGCUUUGUAUGCAAGCGGCACAUCGAGGCCGCCGGCAAUGUGCUCACGUUACAGUGGAUUCCUACCAUACAAGCUGUUUUCCUACAGGGCAAUAAAAAACGUCUCAUACCAGAUCCUAAGCAGGCGUCUAAAAUUAAACAUUUUUACAAUUGCCUGUCCUGUAUCAUGACUUAUAAUCUACAAACACUAUGCCUAAAAUCUAUGAAGGAGUUUACAGACUACAUAAUGGAUGUUGGGGGAACAAAUCAAGGCUUCGUCGUGAACUUGACGUUUCAGAACGACGCGAUCGAAUUUGAGCCUUCUUUCAAACAGUUCAAAGAUCAACUCUGUUUGUUAUACGAUUUUUUGAUAGAUGCAUGCAGACAGUCUCCUCGCUUGGAAACCAUGUUGUACCAAGAUUACGUUUGUACUGGUAGAGCUACACUGAAGCCCAUAAUAGAUAACGAUCUAGUGGAUGUGUACAAGAAGCAAGUGGCAGACCUUAUUAGCGAACAAAGAAUCGGUCCGGAAUUAAGAGUUCAAGAUUUUGAUGACUACGUUUGUCUUCUAAAUGGAGAAUCUUUGUCAAAAGUGGAGGGAUUCAUUAACUCUGUUCCUGAGAAGACCUUCGAGGAGUUCUGUGCCGAGUCGGUCAAAUAUGUGAAACUAGCUAAAGAGAUACCUUCGAAGUUGGAAGGAACGGUCAUGAUAGGCAUGUACCGCAUGCAAAGGGGAGAUCUCAUUACUUCCUUGCGAUCAGCUGCCACAAGGCUCGCUAACACUCUACUGAAAAGGAUGACUGAGGACUAUCAGUUCAUGAUUAAAUCCAUAUACGAUGAAUAUUCGAGCAUCGCCAACACGCUGCUGACUCCUCCACCGGACACGGCCGCGCUGAUGGACCUGAUAGCAUACUGUAAGAAGGUAGAACACAUAUCACUGGACGAGAUGGAAAGCAAGCUACGCAAUGUGUUACGGUACAUCAUAUUCCUCGGAGACUACACCACCUUCACGCCAUUGGAGAUGAAGGCCAACAACCAAACAUUUCACUGGUAUGCACGAAUGCCUGGCGUUAUAGAAGAAUGCAAAGUUAUCUGUGAACAAAAGAAGAUCGAGUACCAGGAAUUAUUAAAGGUUCGAAUUGCGAAGUUUAUUGACGAUUUAGAGAUCUACGAAACACAAUGCAAUGAAUUGCAAUAUUGGGGUGAAAUCAACGAACUGCCAAAAUACGUUAGCCGUGCGCGACACUUGGAUGAGAAGCUAUCAAAUGCUUUAUCAAAAAUAGAUCAGUUCAAUGAAGAAGAAACAUCAUUCGGAUGGGAACUUUCACAGUAUCCAAAAAGAAAGGCCGUCUAUGAUCGACUCGUGCCAUUCAAGAAGCUAUUUGACGCUGGAUUUGAUUUUCUUGAGAAACACAAUAAUUGGAUGAAAUCAAAAGUUGGCAGUUUUGAUCCUGAAGAUAUUGAAGGCGAUGUUGGUUACUAUUAUAAAAUUGUCUAUAAAUUAGAGAAGUCGUUCCAAGAAGUUCCGGACACAUAUCGUCUGGCUGUAUCUGUUAGAGAGAAAAUGGACGAAUUCAAGACUAACAUGCCCAUAAUACAGACUCUAGGUAACCCCGGCAUGAAACCCCGACACUGGGAGAAGAUUUCCGAAAUCGUUGGUUUCCCUAUUGUCGUGGACGAUGAACUGUCUCUUGAGAAAGUAAUCGACUUUAAUUUGGUAGAUUAUAUUGACAAAUUCGAGGGUAUAUCGGAAGCCGCUACUAAGGAGAACAAUCUCGAAAAAGCCUUGGAUAAGAUGAUGAAGGAAUGGGCCGACCUGAAAUUCGAAAUUCUUCCUUACAAAGAUACCGGUACAUACAUUUUGUCUAGCGUCGACGAAAUUCAAUUGUUGCUUGACGAUCAUAUCGUUAAGACUCAGACAAUGAAGAAUUCCCCCUAUAUCAAGCCAUUCGAAGAGAUUAUUGUCGACUGGGAAGGUAAGCUAAUACUAUUGCAAGAGAUUCUAGACGAAUGGCUCAAAGUUCAGGCUACGUGGAUGUAUUUGGAGCCAAUCUUUUCAUCGCCUGAUAUUCAACAGCAAAUUCCAGAGGAAGGACGCCGAUUCAGUGCUGUUGAUAAGAUGUGGCGUGAAAUAAUGAAAGCUGCAUACACAGAGCCUCGUGUGCUAGAUGUGAUUAUGAUAGAAAAAAUGCUGGAUAGACUUCGUAAGUCUAAUAAUCUGCUAGAAUUGGUGCAGCGUGGCCUCAACGCUUAUUUAGAGAAGAAGCGUCUCUAUUUCCCGCGUUUCUUCUUCUUGUCCAAUGACGAGCUGCUCGAGAUACUGUCUGAAACUAAAGAUCCUAUGCGUGUACAGCCCCAUUUGAAGAAGUGCUUCGAAGGCAUCGCAAAGUUGACGUUCACGGAAGAUAUGGUGGUGACGCAUAUGAGAUCCUCAGAGGGAGAAAUUGUUCUACUUACGAUGACUAUAAAUACUGCUGCUGCAAGAGGACAGGUGGAAAAGUGGCUUCUAGAAUUGGAGAAAGCAAUGAAGUCUUCUGUGCACCACGUGGUUGCGUUAUCUUAUGAUGACUAUUCACAGAGGCCUCGUGACAAUUGGGUUCUUGUGUGGCCCGGUCAAGCGGUUCAAUGUAUAGCGAUGACGUUUUGGACGUCGGAAGUGACCGAGGCUAUCCACAUCAGCAUACCGGCGAUGAGAGCCUACUGGGACAAGUGCAACUUCCAAAUUUCCAAAAUCGUAGAUUUAGUGCGUGGGGAGCUCAGUUUACAAAACAGAAUUACGCUUGGCGCUUUGGUGGUGCUAGACGUACACGCAAGAGAUGUAUUAAUGUUGUUGAUCGAAUGCAAUGUACAACAUGACAAUGAUUUCAAUUGGCUGUCACAAAUUCGAUACUAUUGGGAGCAAGAGGAAGACAAGAGUAUGCAGAUAGCAACUCGUAUGAUAAACUCGCAGCUGAUGUAUGGCUACGAGUACUUAGGUAACACGGGUCGCCUCGUCGUCACUCCGCUCACCGACAGGUGCUUCAGAACUCUGUUUGGUGCUUUACAUUUGAACUUAGGUGGUGCUCCGGAAGGUCCGGCUGGUACAGGAAAAACGGAAACCACAAAGGAUCUCGCAAAGGCAGUUGCCAAACAGUGCGUAGUCUUCAAUUGUUCUGAUGGCCUCGAUUACAUUGCUCUUGGAAAGUUCUUCAAGGGUCUAGCAUCAUGCGGCGCGUGGUCAUGUUUUGACGAAUUCAACCGCAUAGACUUGGAGGUGCUGUCGGUGGUGGCACAGCAAAUCCUAUCUAUUCAGCGUGGCAUCAAUUCGGGUGCCACAGAACUGUUGUUUGAAGGAACCUUACUACAACUUGACAAGUCAUGCGCUGUCUUCAUCACUAUGAAUCCAGGGUAUGCUGGACGAUCGGAGUUACCUGAUAAUUUGAAGGCUCUAUUUCGCUCUGUAGCCAUGAUGGUGCCGGAUUACGUGCUGAUUUCUGAAAUUGAGCUGUAUGCGUUUGGCUAUUUAAACGCGAAGCCGUUGGCUGUUAAGAUCGUGGCAACAUACAGACUCUGUUCAGAGCAGUUGUCUUCGCAGAGUCACUAUGAUUACGGCAUGCGCGCGGUGAAGUCUGUACUGCGUGCAGCGGGAGCACUGAAGCUGCGGUACCCUGAUGAAGACGAAGAUGUGAUCCUACUACGAUCCAUCAAGGACGUCAAUCUACCCAAGUUUUUGGAGCAUGACGUUCCGCUUUUCAUGGGUAUCAUUGGUGAUUUAUUCCCCGGAUUACCGCUACCUCAAGCCGGAUUACCUCAUCUAGUAACUUGUCUCAAGGAAGCAUGUGGUCCACUGAAUUUGCAAGCUAACGAAUUCUUUAUUGAAAAGGUUCUUCAACUAUAUGAAAUGAUUCUAGUACGCCAUGGUCUCAUGUUAGUCGGAUUUCCAUUUUCUGGAAAGACAAAAUGCUAUCAUGCUCUUGGACACGCUUUAGGUCUGGUAUCCGAAAAGGGUCUUAUGGAUGAGAAUGCAGUGGAAUGGACUGUGAUCAAUCCCAAGUCUAUCACUAUGGGUCAACUAUAUGGGCAGUUUGAUCCGGUCUCUCACGAGUGGUCUGAUGGAAUAUUGGCAGUCAGCUACAGGGCUUUUGCAGUGUCGCCAAAUAAUAAUAGGAAAUGGUUGGUGUUUGAUGGUCCCGUAGACGCGAUUUGGAUCGAAAAUUUGAACACAGUACUGGACGACAAUAAAAAGUUGUGUCUUAUGAGCGGUGAGAUCAUCCAACUCGCUCCCACUACUAACUUAGUGUUCGAGCCGAUGGACCUUGAGGCUGCUUCCCCUGCAACGGUAUCGCGUUGCGGUAUGAUUUAUAUGGAACCUAAAGGUCUCGGAUGGAAAUGCCUACUGGAGUCUUGGCUGAACACUCUGCCGCCUACUUUACACAAUGUUAAUAAGAACCUCAUCCGUUCUCUCUUCAAUAGGUUCAUGUCACCUCUACUUUGGCUCGUCGAGUACUCAGGGAAGACUAAGCAAAUGUGCGUCACAUCUCGUAGCAAUUUAUUGGUGGCAUGCAUGAAUCUUUUUGAUACAUUCAUGGACGAUUUUUACGACGAGAAAUAUGUAGAAGCAAUAUCGGAUUUGGAUAUUCGAGCACAGCUUGAGGGUGUGUUCUUUUUCUCGUGCAUCUGGUCUAUCGGAGCCACGCUCGAAGCGGAUAGUCGUCCCAAGUUUGACAUGCUAUUCAGAGGGUUGCUUGAAAAAGAAUUUCCUGAAAAGGUUAUAGAAGCUCUUGGAUAUCCGAGAGAAAUAGCUAAACCUGAGAAACAAUAUAUUUUUGCUAUACCAAAAGAAGGGCUGGUUUAUGAUUAUCGAUAUAUUAAAGAGGGUAAAGGUAAAUGGAAGCCGUGGCAAGAUGAUGUAAUAUCUGCUCCUGCUAUAAGUCGUGACACGCCGCCCAACCAGAUACUGGUGACCACUCUCGACAGCGUCCGUUACUUGGCCCUAUUCAAACUCCUUGUUACUCACCAUAAGGCUGUCAUGAUGGUUGGGCCUACUGGGACUGGCAAAUCGUCGUACAUCAUCGAUUACUUGGUAAAGAGAGUGGAUACAAAAGUGUACAAAGCUCUCAUCAUGGCGUUUUCUGCUCAAACCAAUUGCAAUCAAACGCAAGAUAUUAUUAUGGGAAAACUAGAUAAGAGAAGGAAAGGUGUGUUCGGUCCCCCCAUCGGAUGCUAUAGCGUGGUGUUCGUGGAUGAUGUGAGCAUGCCGCAGGCGGAGACGUACGGUGCACAGCCACCUAUUGAGGUGUUGCGGCAGGGUAUCGAUCUCGGGCUCUGGUACGAUCGCAAGACCAACAUCCCCAUGUACCUCAUCGAUGUACAGUUUAUGUGCGCAAUGGGCAAACCAACACCAGGCGCUAAGUUGGUGACACCGAGGUUUUCACGUCAUUUCUCUUUCUUCUGUAUUGACGAGUUUGAUGAUGAAACAUUGAGAGUUAUCUUUGGAAGGAUUAUGUUAUGGCAUCUAGAUACAAGAGGAUUCUCAAAAGAAUUUGAUCCAUGUAUUGAGGAGAUCGUGUCUGGAACUUUGGAAGUGUAUAAGCAAUGUCGACUAAACUUACUACCUACUCCAUCAAAAUCUCAUUACACAUUCAACUUGCGCGAUUUUUCACGAGUGAUUCUGGGGGUUCUAUUGUCAGUGCCAGAAGUAACCCCUGACUUGCAGUCGAUCAAACGUCUGUGGGUUCACGAGUGUUUGCGUGUAUUCUCGGACCGGCUAGUAGAGGAUGCUGACAGGCAAUGGCUAGUGCAGUGUCUUCGGGAGUCUACUGCUUUAUAUCUCAACGACGACUUUGAUAAGAUGCUCUCGAGACUGCUUGAUGACCCCAAUGAUAAAAUAACGGAUUUACAUUUACGUAACCUCAUCUAUUGCGACUUUGCUAAUCCCAAAGUAGACACAAGAUUCUACAUGGAGACAACAAACAUGGAGCACCUUAAUUCUACUGUAGACGCAUUUCUCGUAGAAUUUAACAAUAUGUCAAAGAAACCGAUGAACCUUGUGCUUUUUAGGUUCGCGAUCGAGCACGUGUCGCGUAUCUGCCGCGUGCUGACGCAGCCGCGGUCGCACGCGCUGCUGGUGGGGCUGGGCGGCUCGGGGCGACACUCGCUCACGCGGCUCGCCGCGCACAUCAACGAGUACGAUCUCUUCCAGGUGGAAAUGAGCCGUACGUACGGCAAAAAUGAGUGGCGAGAAGAUUUGAAAACGUUGCUGAGAAAAUCCAGUACACCCGAUUCGCAUAUGGUCUUCUUGUUUAUCGAGUCACAGAUCAAGGAAGAAGGUUUCUUAGAAGAUGUUAAUAAUAUGCUAAAUUCGGGAGAAGUGCCUAAUAUUUUUAGUGCUGAUGAGAAAGCCGAACUCUGCGAGAAGAUGAGAGUUAUCGACCGGCAGCGCGACAAGUCGGUGCAAACGGACGGCAGCCCGACAGCGCUGUACGCGUACUUCGUGUCGAUCGUGCGCGACCAGCUGCACAUCGUGCUCGCCAUGUCGCCCGCCGGAACCUCACUGCGUACGCGCAUCCGCAAGUUCCCCUCGCUCGUCAACUGCUGCACCAUUGACUGGUUCCAGGAAUGGCCACCAGAUGCUCUACUGGCUGUGGCAACACGUUUCCUGAAAGACGUGGAACUAACAGACCUAGAGCGCGACACUGCCAUCAAACUGUGCCAGGUGUUCCACACCGAUACGCAGGAGUUGACCCGUCAGUUCCUGCUUAGGCUUAAGAGAUACAAUUAUGUUACACCCACGGCGUAUCUCGAACUUAUAAAUAUGUUCAAGUCACUCUUAGGAAAGAAACGCACAGAGUUAUUGACAGGAGAAAAGCGAUAUCUUACCGGUUUAGAUCAGUUAGCCAUAGCAGCAAAAUCAGUAGCGGCACUACAACAAGCAUUAGAAGUUCUACAACCGAAAUUAGCCGCUGGUGCUGCAGCGGUAGCUGAAACUACGGCUAAAGUAGAGAAGGAAAAAGAAGGAGUAGCUUUGGUAGAAGCUGAAGUACUUAUGGACCAAGCAGCUGCAGAGGAACAGGCAAAAGAAGCCCAAGGUAUAAAAGACGAAUGUGACGCCGACUUAGCAGAGGCAAUGCCAAUCUUGAACUCAGCGCUAGCAGCGCUUGAUACACUCACACCGCAAGACAUCACAUUUAUAAAGACUAUGAAGAGCCCGCCGAGAGGCAUCAAGUUGGUUAUGGAGGCCAUUUGUAUAUUGAAGGAAGUAAAACCGGAUAAAAUUCCAAAUCCAUCUGGAGUUGGAACUAUCGAGGACUACUGGGGACCUUCUAAAAAGCUACUUAACGAUAUUAAGUUUUUGGAGUCGCUGCAGAACUAUGACAAGGAUAAUAUUCCAUCACCAGUAAUGAAGAAGUUAAUGACAACUGUUAUGCAAGAUGAUGGUUUCGUGCCGGAGAAGAUCAGAGCUGUAUCAGUUGCUGCUGAAGGUAUGUGCAAAUGGGUGAUUGCAAUGACGAAGUACGAUAAAGUGGCAAAGGUGGUAGCCCCUAAAAAGCAACGUUUGGCAGCCGCUCAAACUGUUUACGACAAGGCAAUGGCAGCUCUCGCCAUUAAACAAGCUCAACUCAGAGAGGUGCAACUUAAACUUGGAAAGUUAGAAGACGCAUUAGCUGAGCAGAAUCGUCAACAGAAGAUGUUAGAUGAUGAGGUAAUGGACUGCAGCAACAAACUAAAGCGAGCUGAGAUGCUUAUAUCUGGACUGGGCGGGGAGAAGACCAGGUGGACGCAGAUCGCGAAGAACUUACGCGAGUCAUACUACUCUCUUACAGGUGACAUAUUGAUUGCAGCUGGUAUCAUAGCUUAUCUUGGACCAUUUACAGCUGUAUUUAGAAACGGACAGGUGAAGAAAUGGGCUCAAGCGUGUCACGAUUGUGGUAUCGUAUGCACCUUAAACUUCAGUCUGAUCAAAUCGCUCGGCGAGCCGGUCACCAUUCAGCACUGGAACAUUGAUGGACUACCUUCUGAUGAUUUUAGUGUUGAGAGCGCGAUCAUUAUUAUGACGGCACGCCGUUGGCCACUAAUGAUUGAUCCUCAAGGACAAGCCAACCGUUGGAUCAAGAAUAUGGAGAAACCCAACAACUUGUGCAUCGUGCGUAUGACACAAGCUGACCUCGGUCGAGUUUUGGAAAAUGCUGUGCAAUUUGGACAACCGGUGUUACUUGAAAAUGUUUUAGAGGAAUUGGAUCCAAUGUUGGAGCCGCUCCUUCAACAACAAACUUUCCGACAAGGGGGCGCUCUUUGUAUUAAGAUCGGCGAUACUAUUGUUGAAUACAGCAAAGACUUCAAAUUAUAUAUCAGUACAAAGCUGGCAAAUCCACACUACUUGCCUGAAGUAGGGGUACGAGUCACCCUGGUCAACUUCAUGCUGGCCAAGGACGGGCUUCAGGCGCAACUUUUAGCGAGGGUCGUAGCUCGGGAGAGGCCCGAUCUGCAACAAGCUAAGGCAGACCUUACCACACAGGGAGCCGAACAUCGACGACUGUUGCAGGAUAUAGAGAAGAAGAUCCUUAAUGUACUCUCUACUUCUGAACACUUGUUGGAAGACGAGGAAGCUGUACAGAUCCUGAACUCAGCGAAGGACACGUCGAAUGAGAUAAAAGAGAAGCAGGAGGUGGCCAUGGUAACGGAGAAGGCGAUCGAUACGGCACGCGACGACUACGUACCCAUCGCAGUACAUUCCACUAACUUGUUCUUCCUUAUUGCGUCGCUGGCGAACAUCGACCCAAUGUAUCAGUAUUCGCUGGGCUGGUUCGAAGGGUUGUUCACGGCGUCCAUUGAUAACACGGAGAAGGUGGACGAUAUACCACAACGGCUUACGAUACUGCGGGCUUACUUCACGUACUCGCUUUAUGCUAACAUCUGCCGAAGUCUUUUUGAAAAGGACAAGAUGGUGUUCUCGCUGCUGCUAACAAUGACGAUCAUGGUGGCGGAGGGUCAGCUGGAGCAGGCCCAUGUGCUGUUCUUGCUGGGCGGCGCGCAGCCACGACACGUGCCGCCCAAUCCUGUACCCUUCCUUAGCCCACAGGCCUGGGCGGAGUUUAAUGGGUUAAAUGAGAUUGAACCAUUCCUCGGCAUCGUGGAGCACUUUACGUCAAACUUGGCCGCAUGGGAGGCGUACUGUGAUACUCCUGAUCCACACUGCCAGCCGCUACCGGAGCCCUGGAACACCAAGCUGUCUUCAUUUGAGAAAAUGAUGGUGCUACGCUGUAUGCGCUUGGAUAUGAUGGUGCCGGCGGUGCAAAUGUUCGUUGAAGAAAAAAUGGGCCGUCAAUUUGUGGAGCCGCCACUGUUCGACCUGGCGUCUUCAUAUGCGGAUUCCCACUGCUGCAUACCGCUGCUGUUCGUGCUAACACCUGGCUCAGACCCCAUGGGCACGCUGCUCAAGUUCGCCGAUGACCAGGGUUUCGGCGCUUCUCGGCUGUUCUCUCUGUCGCUGGGUCAGGGUCAAGGUCCAAUCGCAGUGAAGUUGAUUGACGAGGGUGUCCGCAGCGGCACAUGGGUCGUACUUCAGAACUGUCAUCUCGCAAAAAGUUGGAUGCCUAUGCUCGAAAAGAUUUGUGAGGGUUUAACUCCGGACACCACGCAUCCAGACUUCAGACUGUGGCUGACAUCGUACCCUGCUGACCAUUUUCCUGUAUAUGUUCUACAGAACGGUGUGAAAAUGACCAAUGAACCACCUCAAGGUUUGCGUGCGAACAUAGCCCGCUCGUACCAAAGUGAUCCCAUCAAUGAUGCGGAGUGGUUCGAAGGUAACAAACAGCCAGAGAUCUUCAAGAAGCUUCUGUUCGCACUCUGCUUCUUCCACGCUGUAGUACAGGAGCGGCGCCAGUUUGGACCCCUCGGCUGGAAUAUACGAUACGAGUUCAACGAAACAGAUCUAAGGAUAUCCGUCACACAGCUCUACAUGUUCCUCAAUGAAUAUGACGAUGUACAAUUCGUGGCAUUACGCUACCUGACGGGUGAAUGCAACUACGGCGGCCGCGUCACCGAUGACUGGGACCGCCGCUGUCUCAACACUAUACUGCACAAGUUCUACAACCCGCGCGCCAUCGACGAAGAAAAGUACCCCAUAGACCCCACCGGUGUGUACUAUAUCCCGACGUUGCGUGAACACGGCGAUUUCAUAUCGUUCGCUCGCUCGCUGCCCGUGGCAACCCCGCCGGGGGUGUUCGGAUUCCACCCCAAUGCAGACAUCACCAAACAUUUUAGGGAGUCUGAGGAGCUGCUCAAUACUGCCAUACUCACACAGGACCGGCUGGAUCUACUGAAGAAACAUUUGGACACAAUGGCGGCAGGCGGCGGCGGUGCGACUCCAGAAGAACAAGCGAUGGCAAUAGCUGAAGAUAUUCUGGCGCGGCUGCCGGCCAAGAUCCUGACGGGACCUUCGCACGAGGGGGAUAUUAAGCCGGCGGACAUGACGCCCAUGUCCAUCGUGGUGAUACAGGAGGCAGCCAGAUAUGAACGGCUCGUCACUAUCGUCAGGUCCAGCUCUCGGGCUGUUAUCGGUGCUGUGCAAGGUGUGAGCGUGUUAACUGACGUGACGGAGGAGGUGCUGACGAGCAUGGUCCGGGGCCGCAUACCGGCGCUGUGGGCCGGCAAGAGUUAUCCCUCGCUGAAGCCGCUCGCCGCAUACUUCAACGAUCUACUGGCUAGACUCGCCUUCUUGCAGCACUGGCAUCAGCAUGGCCCUCCAGUUGUGUUCUGGCUGUCAGGUUUCUAUUUCCCACAAGCGUUCCUCACUGCAGCUCAGCAGAGCUACGCUCGGAAAUACAAAAUACCAAUCGAUCAGCUCGCAUUCCAUUAUUCGGUACAACGUACACGGGUACUGGAAGAACCUCCAGAUGAAGGUGUAUACAUUCGCGGGCUGUUCAUGGAGGGGGCGCGCUGGAAUAAUGAUAGUCACUAUAUUGAUGAAUCCUUCCCCAAGAUCCUAUAUGACGAAUUUCCACCGGUGUGGUUAAUCCCAUUAAAGCGUGACGACAUUCCAACGGAUGUUUUCUAUAACUGUCCGCUGUACAAGACGGGCGACCGUCGGGGCGUGCUGUCUACCACUGGACACUCCACCAACUACAUAUUGUUCAUGCGACUGCCCACCAACAAGGAGCCUGACCAUUGGAUCAUGCGCGGUGUCGCUCUACUUACGCAGCUGCCUUUCUAAAGGCUUCAGAUGCUGGUCUACAGCCUCAGACUUGAAAUAAAUCAGGUGCUAUGGUAUUAUGGAACUUAAAAGUGUAACAAUAUAAGCCAAAUUAUUCAUUUUAUUAAAAUCUUGAUGUCGACCUCUAUAGCAAUGUGCAUAUGCAUGUGGCGAUACGUUUGUCUCCAUACUGUUUAUUCAUAUAUGUAGAGCCAUGACGAACUCAUAAUUUAUAAUAAACUAUAUUGCUGGUAAAUGGUUAAUAAUUUCCUCGAUUUUUUCAUUAGUUUCUUUACUUGUAUCAAUGAUCGGUAAUUUUGAGUUUCCAUUGAUACUGCAAACUGUAUUUAUUAUAUAAGUCGUAAGAUGAAAUACACAUUUUAAUUAAUGCUAAAAUUUAUUAUGCUAUGUGUGCUGCGUUUGACGGAUGUGUCAGAACUGAAUCUUAGCAUAAUGCUAUUAAAACCUACAUAAACCUUGUCCAAUAAAUGGUAUAACAGUUAGUAAGCUAUAUUUCAAUCACAAUUUUUAACAACUGUUAUAGGGUUCUAUAUUUUUAUUUUGACUAUACUAUAAAAUUACGAGUUGUCUCAAUUACUCAAAUAAAUGCACUUCUUCAUCUAUUGAUUAGUAGAUGAAGAAGUGCAUUUUUGAGAAAAAUAAUCUGCGAGUGGGUAUAAAUAUAUUUGGUGUAAUAAAUAUGUUUAGAGUGUAGCGUUCAGUCGCUAAAUCAACCAAAUUUUCAUUAAAGAGGUACAUGCAGCACCUAGUUCCCCAAAACUUUAUUUUUUUAUAUGCUGAUCUUUGAUGUUAAAAGUAGCGUGUGUGUUCUCUUAACUAUUGGUUGGUAUUAAAUUUAUUCACGCUUUUGAAAUGGUCGUACAUGCCACUAAUGAGCUUAUAUAGGAAGAGAGCAACGCAUAAAGAGACUUUUCUAUGUUGAUGACUUCCGAUUUAAUUUUAUGAUCAAAAAGUAGAACAGUCUAUAUCAGUUCUCUUAUAUAAUAUCUAAAUAUAGGUUGUUGGCCACAUUGGAACGGAAAGCAAAUGUGCCAUAUAUGGAAUUCGAACUCAUCUCCGCAUAGAGCGACGAUGAAAUGGAGUCCCAUUUAGUUAGAUUGCUUUUGCAAUCAAACUAGGAACUAAGUCGACUAAGAGACUUGCAAAUUAUCUAGCCUUUGCGAUUCGCAUAGAUACUAGUGGCAAAUUGCUGGCAAGUAUUUUGAACUGACGCAAUCUAAAGAUAAUUAGGAAAUAGAGUAUGAAGCUUACUACUGAAGCUUACUACAACAACGAAUAUAGAUUUUAAAAUUUAAUUUAAAUUUGAGAGAAUAUAUAGACAUGCUUGUAUUUGUAUUACUUAUAGCAAGUAUUAGGGGUUUUUCACACGACACUUACGAGGUAUAUCUGGAUUUCACACAUGCCGCUCCCGUCGUGUGGAAUCUUUGUAAUAUUAUCUCUUAUACGAAGUUUGACGCUAUGGCCAACGGACGGUCAUGUGAAAGUGCUCUUUACAGGAUCAAAUUUUUUGUCAAUAUAUGGGAAAUAUCUCAUAGGCUUUUUCUUGCCCUUACUUUUUACCGUUUUUA
This is a messenger RNA of Achroia grisella, 13532 nucleotides long. It is a transcript of the gene Dhc36C, whose product is annotated as dynein axonemal heavy chain 7. Gene Ontology annotation, molecular function: minus-end-directed microtubule motor activity; ATP binding; dynein light intermediate chain binding. The coding region runs from base 1 to 11964 and encodes 3987 amino acids. Gene Ontology annotation, cellular component: dynein complex. The record is from RefSeq and is a predicted model, not a curated record. The transcript is spliced from 75 exons. Lineage: Eukaryota; Metazoa; Arthropoda; Insecta; Lepidoptera; Pyralidae. Gene Ontology annotation, biological process: microtubule-based movement.